Marmota flaviventris (yellow-bellied marmot) is the source of this 1916-nucleotide messenger RNA. RefSeq names its product protein-lysine 6-oxidase. Gene Ontology annotation, molecular function: protein-lysine 6-oxidase activity; copper ion binding. NCBI's taxonomy places the organism in Eukaryota, Metazoa, Chordata, Mammalia, Rodentia, Sciuridae. Gene Ontology annotation, biological process: collagen fibril organization; peptidyl-lysine oxidation. The record is from RefSeq and is a predicted model, not a curated record.
AAAAUCUCUCCUCCUUCCUUCAACUCCAGACACUGCCCGCUCGCCGGGACCGCCGCGCCGCUCCCCGUCGCUUUCCAGAAGGACUGGGAAAGGGGAAAGACGGGUGCCACGUCCGAGGAGCUGCCCUGCCUGUCUAAAGGGUCUGCAGCCCACCGUUGGCACUGCUUUGUGGGUACUGAGAUAACGGCACUCUGCUCGCCUCCCUGUUUAAAGAUUUCUGCCUCCUUCGCGUGAUUUGAGUCCCGUUUUAACUUUUUCUGAGAGCCAAGACCUCCUGUAGAGGAGACAAUCCGGUGAAGAUGCGCUUCGCCUGGACCAUGCUCCUCCUGGGGCCGCUGCAGCUCUGCCCCCUCCUGCGCUGCGCCCCGCAGGCCCCUGGUCAGCAGCAACCACCGCGCGAGCCACCGGCGGCUCCGGGAGCCUGGCGCCAGAGGAUCCAAUGGGAGAACAACGGGCAGGUGUUCAGCUUGCUGAGUCUGGGCUCACAGUACCAGCCGCAGCGCCGCCGGGGCCCCAGCGCCGCCGCCGCUGGAACAGACGGUGCCGCCGCACCGCAGCCGCGCACGCCGAUCCUGCUGCUCCGGGACAAUCGCACGGCCGCAGCACGGGCGCGAACCGCCAGCUCGUCAGGGGUCGCCACAGGUCGCCCCAGGCCCGACGCCCGCCACUGGUUUCAAGCCGGCUACUCAUCUUCUGGGACCCGCGACGCUGGCGCCUCGCGCGCAGGUAACCGGACGGAGCCAGAACAGCUCCCGGAGCUCAGUAACCUGCGGCCGCCCAGCCACGUGGACCGCAUGGUGGGCGACGACCCGUACAACCCCUACAAGUAUUCUGACGACAACCCUUACUACAACUACUACGAUACGUAUGAGAGGCCCCGGCCUGGGAGCAGGUAUCGACCAGGAUACGGCACCGGCUAUUUUCAGUACGGUCUCCCGGACCUGGUGCCCGACCCUUACUACAUCCAAGCAUCCACAUACGUGCAGAAGAUGGCUAUGUACAACCUGAGAUGCGCUGCGGAAGAAAACUGUCUGGCCAGUUCAGCCUACAGAGCAGAUGUAAGAGAUUAUGAUCACAGGGUGCUGCUAAGAUUUCCCCAAAGAGUAAAAAACCAAGGAACAUCUGAUUUCUUACCAAGUCGUCCAAGAUAUUCCUGGGAAUGGCACAGUUGUCACCAACAUUACCACAGCAUGGACGAAUUCAGUCACUAUGAUCUGCUUGAUGCCAACACUCAGAGGAGAGUGGCUGAAGGUCACAAAGCAAGUUUCUGUCUUGAGGACACAUCCUGUGACUAUGGCUACCACAGACGCUUUGCAUGUACAGCACACACACAGGGGUUGAGUCCUGGCUGCUAUGAUACCUAUGCUGCAGACAUUGACUGCCAGUGGAUUGACAUUACAGAUGUACAACCUGGAAACUACAUUCUAAAGGUCAGUGUCAACCCCAGCUACCUGGUGCCUGAAUCAGACUAUACCAACAAUGUUGUGCGCUGUGACAUUCGCUACACAGGACAUCAUGCUUAUGCCUCAGGCUGUACGAUUUCACCGUAUUAGAAAGCAAGCUCAACUCCCAAUGGAUAAAUCAGUGCCUGGUGUUCUGAAGUGGGAAAAAAUAGAUUAGCUUCAGUAGGGUCUACAUAUUUUGAAAAAAAAGAGAACAGAAAACAAAAAAAGGAAUUUUUGUUUGGACUGUUUUACAACAAAACAAAUAACUGGAUUUGAACAUUUAAGUUGGAAUUAUUUAGAAAGAUUUAAAAUACUUCUUCACAGUACUUGUGAGUUAACACAAUGUUUCAAUUCCAUAGUUGCACAAUUGGCUCUUUCAAAGAAAUACAAAUGUCUUAUGUUCCUUUUGAAAUUCUGAUACAAAAGGGAAAAUAAUAUUUUGAAGAAUGAGCCAAAAUUGCUUUGAACUGA